UAAAUAACCAAAUUUUAAUAUCAAAAUGGUGUCUGGCUUGAGGUGACCACAUGUGUGACGAUAAAAUGGCAUCUGAACUGAUAGAAGAGAACAAGGUAGUCCUGCUACACGUUAAAGAUAUAUACAAACCAAUCCGGCUGGUCAAACGAAGGAAAAUUAAAUUUGACAAGAUAUCAUUUGUACCUGAUGCUGCCAUUGGCCUUCCUUAUGGCAGCGAGUUUGAAGUAGCACGGGGCAACCUGAUACUGGUGAAGGAGGAGGAGCGGAGAGGAGAAGAAGGAACAAUAUCACAACUGACAGAGGUGGCAGUAGUUGAAUCUGCUAAGGAUAACAGGUUGAUUGUUGAUGAUGGUUUGUCACAGAAACUGUCUCAUGAGGAAAUUCAUCAAAUGAAAAAGGAUGGAAUGAGCGGUCAGGAAAUAUUGGAGUCAGUUGUACAGGGUAGUUCAUCUUUUAAAGAUCGAACAAAAUUCUCUCAAGAAAAGUAUGUCAAGAAGAAAUAUAAGAGACACAGUCAUGUUUUGAGUAUCAUUAAACCAACCACUCGUCUUAUUGCGCAAUACUAUUAUGCCAAAGGUCCUUCAAAAAUAUGUCACCUCAGACUGGACAUGUUAUCCCAAAUACUGACCCUCGGGAACGUACACGCCCACUCAAGGAUCGUCGUCAUGGAAACGUGUCAAGGCCUCCUGACAGGAGCAGUUCUGGAAAGACUUGGAGGGUGUGGUCAAGUUGUUCAAGUGUUUUUCGGAGACAAGCCAGUGAGAGAUGCUUUAGAUGUCUUUGCUCACCUGAGUGAGAGAGAGAGGUCGGUCUUGCUUGAGUACCCACUCCACAGGCUGGGCCAGUUGCUGACUGGAGAGGGAGGGAAAGAGAUUGAGCUACAGCUGCCACCUGGAGCACCACUAGAGGAUGAUACUGAAAACAAUGAAGGAUCAUCAACCAGAGGAGAGGAUAUCAGAGAGGAAGAUGAUGAUGAGUUUGAGGAUGAAGAGGAAGAAUGUGGAGCUGCUAAGAAAAGACGCAUCGAAGAAGAACCAGCUGGACCUUUACCACUGGCUCCUACUAAUGAGGAUGAGGAGAAGGAGAGGAGGAGGAGGGAGAGGGAACUCCUGUAUGAAGGAGCAGCUGCUGUUCUGAAUGAGAGGAACAUGGACGGGCUGUUAAUAGCUUGCAGGUUUUAUCCUGAACCUAUUUUAAUGUCUUUAAUUAAUUUCAUUGGUCCUUCUCGACCAGUCGUAGUGUAUAGUCAGUUUCAAGAGCCGUUGGUUCGGUGUUACCAGAAGCUUAAGGAAAGUGAAAGCGGAACUGCUUUCAACAUUCAACUGUCAGAAACAUGGCUAAGGCACUAUCAGGUAUUAUCUGGUAGGACUCACCCAGCUGUCAGUAUGGAUGGUCAAAGUGGAUAUUUACUUUAUUUUACAACUAUCUCAAAUAUUAAUUAAAAUGGUGAUAUUAAAGUUUUAUUUUUUUCUUUAC
Messenger RNA from Amphimedon queenslandica, 1476 nucleotides. Its product is annotated as tRNA (adenine(58)-N(1))-methyltransferase non-catalytic subunit TRM6-like. The transcript is spliced from 12 exons. Gene Ontology annotation, biological process: tRNA methylation. Bases 51 to 1442 code for a protein of 463 amino acids. The record is from RefSeq and is a predicted model, not a curated record. Lineage: Eukaryota; Metazoa; Porifera; Demospongiae; Haplosclerida; Niphatidae. Gene Ontology annotation, cellular component: nucleus; tRNA (m1A) methyltransferase complex.